ACAUGGGGGUCUCCAUCAGGCGAAGACAGCUGAGCCCAAAGCGACUUACACACACAGGGCUCGACCAAGGCAACCAGGACAUACUGCUUGGCACUUUUCCCCUAACCAAACGGCACGUAGAGACGGUAAAAUUUGUAAAAAGAAGAACCUGACGCAAUGGUGAAAUCUACUGUUGUCAAUCGCUUGGACGGACUUCCCUUGGCAGCUAGUGUCGAUGAUGAGAAGACCGAGAAGGAUUUGGAGGCACACAAAAAGCAGGCCAAGUUACUCUUAAAACGUUUGACACCAACAUCAGAGAAAAUGGCUAGUGUUGAAGCUGGAAACUACACCUUCCACUAUCUCAUCGAUAACAAUAUUUGCUACCUUUGCAUCUGUGAUCAAUCGUAUCCACGCAAGCUUGCAUUUUCCUACCUCGAAGAGCUCGCUUCUGAGUUCUGGAGUAGCUACGGUGAAGAUGCUCUGAAACCGAACUUGCGACCCUUUGCCUUUGUUCAGUUUGACCUUUUUAUGCAAAAAACAAAACGUCUUUAUAAUGCUCCUCGAACAAAUGAGAAUUUGGAUCGUCUGAACUCAGAGCUGAAGGAUGUGACUCGGGUGAUGACGAAGAACAUUGAAGACUUGCUUUACCGCGGAGACUCGCUCGACAAGAUGACUGACUUGAGUUCCAAGUUGCGUUACUCUAGUGCCAAGUACAAGAAAGCGGCUCGUCGUGUGAAUAUUGAGGCCAUGCUGCGCCAGUACGCCCCCAUUGUCCUGUUUAUUAUUCUUUUCGUUGGAUUCAUUUACUGGAGAUUCUUUUAAGGAUUGGUUGUUUCAAAGUUAAGGGGCAUCAGCGCUCCCGCAUCCACAUAUGCUUGACCCUACUGCGCAACAAUUCGUGGCUAGCAAUUUCUUUGGCUGCUUUCUAACCCGCACUCCUUCCGCUCAUUCUACUCACGACCUCAUUCUCGAGCUAUGGACGACGUUUUCAGACGCCGUUUUCCCCCUGCUCCCUUUCACCUCUUUGCCCUCUGGAACAUCCGCAACACUCUCUUCCGCUACUAUUACCUCCACUACCUUCUUGUACAGCCUUAUGGCUUUUGUAUAGCAAUUACAUAUUCGUUCACCCGCUGUCA
Messenger RNA from Schizosaccharomyces japonicus yFS275, 1115 nucleotides. RefSeq names its product SNARE Sec22. Lineage: Eukaryota; Fungi; Ascomycota; Schizosaccharomycetes; Schizosaccharomycetales; Schizosaccharomycetaceae. Gene Ontology annotation, biological process: intracellular protein transport; vesicle fusion; endoplasmic reticulum to Golgi vesicle-mediated transport. Bases 157 to 801 code for a protein of 214 amino acids. Gene Ontology annotation, cellular component: endoplasmic reticulum membrane; membrane; endomembrane system. The transcript has 4 exons. The record is from RefSeq and is a predicted model, not a curated record. Gene Ontology annotation, molecular function: SNAP receptor activity.